AUGACAAUGACGACCCCUCGUGCCGUUCCGCACGAGGUACAGAGCGAUGGCGAGGACGAUGAUGACGAGCCGCAUGUGCACGCUUCGGACGCGGAGGCGUUGGAGCCACUCACAGACGAUUCCCUCGAAAACGAAGACACUACCGACGAGGACGAUGCCGAGCUUGAUGGUGCAGUCAGCGGGUCCAGUUUGCGCGCCGCAUCCCACAAGGGUGCACCGUCGCCCGAACUCACCGAGAACCCAGACGAUGAAGAAGCGGGCGAGGACCCAGUGGAGGACGAUGCACCCGUCGCAGAGUUCUGA
Messenger RNA from Fomitopsis serialis, 303 nucleotides. RefSeq lists its product as uncharacterized. Bases 1 to 303 code for a protein of 100 amino acids. The record is from RefSeq and is a predicted model, not a curated record. NCBI's taxonomy places the organism in Eukaryota, Fungi, Basidiomycota, Agaricomycetes, Polyporales, Fomitopsidaceae. The transcript has a single exon.